This is a messenger RNA of Hibiscus syriacus, 1503 nucleotides long. RefSeq lists its product as uncharacterized. Bases 32 to 1423 code for a protein of 463 amino acids. The transcript is spliced from 6 exons. The record is from RefSeq and is a predicted model, not a curated record. Lineage: Eukaryota; Viridiplantae; Streptophyta; Magnoliopsida; Malvales; Malvaceae.
UUGAUCUACGCUUCUCUUCUUUCUUUCGAAAAUGGCGUCAAAAUAUCCAUUUCUACACUUAAGUGGCACUCCUCUUCAGUGUUCGGAGUCCCCACCUUCAAAUUCACGACUUUUCCGCCAAAAUAUCCAUUUAAUCUCAUGGCUGAGCGCUUCAUCUUCCCAACACUCCUCCUCAUCGUCAUCCUCAAGGUUGCUACCCCAUAAAAGAACCCAAACUUUUCUCUCCCCUAACUGGUUGGACCAAUACCCUAAUUCUAUCCGACCCAUUACAGUUAAAUCUCAGUUGAACUUGCCUCUCAUUUCUCCCAACGACCAGUGGGGAACCUGGACUGUUCUCUUUGCUACAGGUGCCUUCGGCAUAUGGUCAGAGAAGACAAAGGUUGGGAGUGCACUGAGUGGUGCGCUAGUGAGUACUUUGAUCGGACUUGCUGCUAGUAAUUUGGGGUUAAUUUCUUCUGAUGCUAAAGCCUACUCCAUUGUACUGGAAUUUUUGCUCCCAUUGGCUGUUCCAUUGUUGUUGUUUCGAGCAGAUUUGCGACGUGUCAUUAAGUCAACAGGGAAGCUUUUCCUUGCUUUCUUGCUGGGAUCAGUGGCUACAACAGUUGGAACAGCAUUGGCAUAUCUGAUAGUGCCGAUGCGAGCACUUGGUGCAGAUAGUUGGAAGAUAGCUGCUGCUCUAAUGGGUAGGCAUAUUGGUGGAGCUGUUAAUUAUGUUGCCAUUUCAAAUGCCCUCGAUAUUUCACCAUCUGUUUUAGCUGCUGGACUGGCUGCAGACAAUGUUAUCUGUGCAGUAUAUUUUACAACACUAUUUGCUUUGGCAUCAAAAGUACCCCCUGAGACAUCAACAUCACCCGGAGAUGCUUCAACGGAUGAGGGGUCUGUAUCCGAUGGAAAAUUUCCCGUCCUGAAGAUAGCAACAGCUAUUGCGGUAUCCUUUGCCAUCUGCAAAAUCGGUGCUUAUCUUACGAAAUAUUUUGGCAUUCAGGGAGGUAGCCUCCCUGCAGUUACAGCAAUUGUUGUUAUUUUGGCAACUGUAUUUCCUACCAAUUUUUCCUAUCUUGCACCAUCUGGGGAGGCUAUGGCUGUAAUUCUGAUGCAGGUAUUUUUCACUGUGGUGGGUGCAAGUGGAAACAUAUGGAGUGUCAUCAAAACAGCACCCAGUAUUUUCAUGUUUGCUCUGGUUCAGAUUUCCAUUCAUCUGGCUUUGAUUCUGGGACUCGGGAAGCUGUUUGGUUUCGACUUAAAGCUCUUGCUUAUAGCAUCAAAUGCCAACGUCGGAGGUCCUACGACAGCAUGCGGAAUGGCAACCGCCAAGGGGUGGAAUUCUAUGGUUAUUCCAGGUAUUCUUGCUGGCAUUUUUGGAAUUGCCAUUGCUACUUUUCUUGGCUAUGCCUUUGGAGUAAAAGUUCUGCAAUACAUGUAAAGACUUUUAAUUCACUGAUGCCAGAAUUGGUGUCGGUUGUGUAACCUUUGUGAACUUGAAAUAAAUUCAGUUGCAAACUG